CUUUUGUUUUUAUAAUUCUGUCAAGUACAGUGCUAAAUAACAAUGGUUUACUUGUCUUGCAGUCGCGACCCUGAAUGGAAAAAGGAGUUUGUGCGCAACCUCAAUAUUGAAAACCCUCCGGCGACCGAGCAUUUCCCUCCCAUCGCGCUCUCUACGGUCGAUCUCAACGGCCGCCCAUCCGUUCGUAUGGUCUCCCCUAGGGGCUUCCUCGGCGACGGGUUCCUUAAAACCUCAGCAACAGACCAGCAGAACACCUGGACCUCAGAUAUCCUGACCCUCUGCACCCACGCACAAAGCAAUAAAGUCCAAGAAUUCCUAAACACGCCCGAUACGCAAUUAGUCUGCUGGCUGCCGCGCGCACAGGCGCAGAUUAGGUGUAGCGGCAGGGCGCAUCUGUUGUUUCAUCCAGAGAACCCCCUGUAUUCAACCCUGACUCUGGACCUGGAGCAUCGAGUGUGGCCCAGCAGACAAGACAACCGCAAGGAUGUGGCGGGGGAUCCUGUUCCUCCUGUGGUUGUUGAUCCGGAGUUUGUGCGUGAGCAGGCGUUCUUGCACCAUUCGCCCGGUAUACAGGCUUGGUACUCAUGGCCGGCGCCUGGGAGGGCGAGGGCGCUGGAUGACUCCCUUUAUCCAAAGAACCUGGAGAGGAUUGAGGAUUCCCUGGUGCGCGAUAGAUGCGAGGAGACUGCAAGGCGCAAUUAUGCCCUGGUUUUCAUCGACAUUGACCAUGUUGAUAUUGUGAAUUUGGGCCAGUCAACACGCAGAAUAUAUACGCGUCGCAGUGAUAACUCAUGGACGACAACCAACGUCAAUCCGUAAGAAAGAAGAAAAAAAAGCGUUUUCAUUUUUUUCUAGAAUAUAUAU
Messenger RNA from Kickxella alabastrina, 864 nucleotides. RefSeq lists its product as uncharacterized. Lineage: Eukaryota; Fungi; Kickxellomycota; Kickxellomycetes; Kickxellales; Kickxellaceae. Bases 43 to 819 code for a protein of 258 amino acids. The record is from RefSeq and is a predicted model, not a curated record. The transcript has a single exon. Gene Ontology annotation, molecular function: FMN binding.